Molecule: messenger RNA, 2346 nt
Organism: Pochonia chlamydosporia 170
Lineage: Eukaryota; Fungi; Ascomycota; Sordariomycetes; Hypocreales; Clavicipitaceae
Product: n-alkane-inducible cytochrome P450
Exons: 5
Coding region: 1-2346 (781 amino acids)
Molecular function (GO): iron ion binding; heme binding; oxidoreductase activity, acting on single donors with incorporation of molecular oxygen, incorporation of two atoms of oxygen
Source: RefSeq, a predicted model, not a curated record
AUGGCAUUCUAUCAAAAUGUACAUCCUGUGCGGCUGCUAGUACUAGUAGCUACUGUCCUGGGUACGGUUGCACUCGUUGGCAUGGCCAUUCGUCGUUCAAUAAUCCGUCGCCGAUUUGCUACCAGCAAAGGAUGUCAACCGAUUGCUAAAUCUUGCAAUAGAGACCCCCUCCUGGGAAUUGAUAUCAUGCGUGCUAAUCUCCGCGCCGCUAAAGAGCAUAGAGCUCUCGAAGUUAGUCGUCAGCGAUAUUAUCAGUUCGGCAACACAUUUAUGUCAAGGCAGUUGCUGAGCCGCGCAAUCAUGACCGUGGAACCUGAGAACGUGAAAACAAUCCUGGCCCUGAACUUUAAGGAUUAUGGUAUUGGGCAUCGUCUAGAGCGAUUCGGACCGCUUCUUGGGGCGGGAAUAUUUGAUACUGAUGGUGAUCAUUGGGCAGCAUCCCGUGCCCUUAUCAGACCAAACUUCACCCGAGAUCAAGUUGCGGACUUGGCAGAGUUCGAAAAGCUGAUGCAGGACCUAUUUGCGCUAAUCCCAAGAGAUGGGGAGACGGUUGUAGAUCUCCAAGACCUGUUUUUUCGGUACACAAUCGAUUCGGCCACCGAAUUCCUAUUCGGGCAGUCAGUCGGCAGUCUGAAAAAGUCGUCACAAUCCGAGCCGGACUUCGCACAGGCAUUCAACUAUGCACAGGAGGCAAUUAGAAUGCGAAACAUACUGGGUCCGCUAUCUAGGUUCUACAAUGACCCUAAGGCGGAUAGAUGCAAUAAGCUCUGUCGUGAAUUCGCUCAACAGUUUGUUGACGAAGCUGUUCGUGCCGUUCAGGACACUGGGAGUUCCAACGAGAAAGACACCACAACGGGUACCCCUAGGCUAACAGGUCAGAAGUACGUCUUCUCGCAUGAAUUAGCCCGGCGGACAUCUGAUAAACGUCGCAUCUUGGACGAGCUUAUGAACGUGUUGCUAGCUGGCCGAGACACUACGGCCAGCCUUUUAAGUAACAUGUUCUUUAUGCUGGCAAAGCACCCAACUGUUUGGGAAAAGUUGCGAAAAGAAAUUGGAGGCUUAGAUGGUCGAUUGCCAACGUAUGAGGAACUCCGCAAUCUCAAGUAUCUUAAGUGCUGCAUGAACGAAUCUCUAAGGCUUCACCCAGUCGUACCGGUUAAUGCACGUGAGGCAUUGCGAGAUACAAUUUUGCCCGUGGGUGGUGGCGAGGACGGUCGUUCGCCAGUCUUUGUAGCAAAGGGAACACGGGUUGCAUAUAAUAUAUAUGCAAUGCACCGACGCGUGGACUUUUACGGCAAAGAUGCAGAUAAGUUUCGACCAGAGCGCUGGGAAGAUGGGCAGCUGCAACCACGCUGGGAGUAUCUACCAUUUAACGGUGGCCCGCGAAUCUGUGUUGGCCAGCAAUACGCUCUUACCGAGGUUGGAAACCUUACAAUGUACGUCUUUGUAGCCCUAACUACUGUUCUCGCAUAUGGCCUCGUCGCGUGUCACCCAGGCGAAGACCACGUCGCGGAGUUGCUAGCACGCGGAGAGUUUCUCCAGCAUCACAUAGCCAACUUGGACCAUUGUGCUGCAGAUCUCCAAGCUGCUGGUGUCGAGAAGCGCAGCAUACAGCGCAGGCUACACACAACAAAGUUGUUACGCGAGAAGCGUGGAUUGAUUGAUGUCGCUGGAGAAAGCAUCAGGUCCGACAUCAUCGAGAAUCAACAGGGCAUUCCCAUGGAGAUCGAUGUUCAAUUUAUUGAUGCAACCACAUGCAAACCAGCCAUUGGCAAAUACGUUGACGUCUGGCAGGCUAAUGCUACCGGAGUUUAUGGUGGCGUAAUUAACCCAGAAAAUGGCAACGGUCCUUCGGACCCAAGCAACUCACGGAAAACCUUUUUGCGUGGAAUUCAGAAAACUGAUAAUGAUGGGGUCGUGAAAUUUUCUACAAUCUUCCCAGGCCAUUACGUCGGGCGCACAAUUCACAUUCAUGUGAUGUUGCACCCAAAUGCACAACCGUACCCCAAUGGCACGAUUAUUGACACUACUGCAGCAUACGUCGGCCAGAUGUAUUUCGACCAGAGUCUUAUCAACUCUGUUAGGCGUCGCCCACCCUACUCUCAAAAUCGUAAUCCACUUACACCGAACAGUCAGGAUUUCAUUCUGCAGCAAGAUUUACGGCAGGGUGGUAACCCCUUUGUGCAGUACAAGAUGAUAGGAAGCCGUCUUGAAGAUGGUGUCCUCGCCUGGUUAACAUAUGGCAUCAAUCCUGCUAAACGAACUCGUGUAACGCCGGUUGCGACAAGGAGAGGACUACAGCCACGAGAGACAUCCAUGGUCGCCUCAGAAAUAAAGCGAGAUUAG